CUCCACACAGGUGCAGCCGCUGGUGACCAUGGAGCAGCUGCUGUGGGUGAGCGGGAGGCAGAUCGGCUCGGUGGACACUUUCCGCAUCCCGCUCAUCACCGCCACCCCUCGGGGCACGCUCCUCGCCUUCGCCGAGGCCAGGAAAACGUCUGCCUCCGAUGAGGGGGCCAAGUUCAUCGCCAUGAGGAGGUCCACGGACCAGGGUAGUACAUGGUCCUCGACAGCCUUCAUCGUAGACGAUGGGGAGGCCUCCGACGGGCUGAACCUGGGGGCCGUGGUGAACGACGUGGACACAGGGGUGGUGUUCCUUAUCUAUACCCUGUGUGCUCACAAGGUCAACUGCCAGGUGGCCUCCACCAUGUUGGUGUGGAGUAAAGACGAUGGCAUUUCCUGGAGCCCACCCCGGAAUCUCUCCGUGGACAUUGGCACAGAAAUGUUUGCCCCUGGACCAGGCUCUGGCAUUCAGAAACAGCGGGAGCCUCGGAAGGGCCGGCUCAUUGUGUGUGGCCAUGGGACGCUGGAACGAGAUGGAGUCUUUUGUCUCCUCAGUGAUGACCACGGUGCCUCGUGGCACUACGGGACUGGAGUGAGCGGCAUUCCCUUCGGCCAGCCCAAACACGAGCACGAUUUCAACCCCGACGAGUGCCAGCCCUACGAGCUUCCAGAUGGCUCUGUCAUCAUCAAUGCCCGGAACCAGAACAACUACCAUUGCCGCUGCAGGAUCGUCCUCCGCAGCUAUGAUGCCUGCGAUACCCUCAGGCCCCGGGAUGUAACCUUCGACCCCGAGCUGGUGGACCCUGUGGUAGCAGCAGGAGCAUUAGCCACCAGCUCAGGCAUUGUCUUCUUCUCCAAUCCAGCCCAUCCUGAGUUCCGAGUGAACCUGACCCUGCGCUGGAGCUUCAGCAACGGUACGUCCUGGCAGAAGGAGAGAGUCCAGGUGUGGCCGGGACCCAGCGGCUACUCGUCCCUGACUGCCCUGGAAAACAGCACGGAGGGAGAGCAGCAGCCCCCGCAGCUGUUCGUUCUGUACGAGAAGGGCCUGAACCAGUACACCGAGAGCAUCUCCAUGGUGAAAAUCAGUGUCUACGGCACGCUCUGAGCCCCACCGGCGCCCAAGGACACUACGCGUCAUCUGACCUCACGGCUCUCUCGAGGGGCUGCAGAAAGGGCCUGAAGCACAGCUCUUCCUCGGGAUGCUAGCCUUUUGCAGAGCAGUUUCUCUUUAACAGGGAAGCCACUCCGUUAGGACCUAACAGCUGCCCAGCUGCCUCUCCCAGACAGGAAGUUCCUCCCUCACCAAGAGCACUUUGUAGAAGGCU
Molecule: messenger RNA, 1319 nt
Organism: Cricetulus griseus (Chinese hamster)
Lineage: Eukaryota; Metazoa; Chordata; Mammalia; Rodentia; Cricetidae
Gene: Neu1
Product: neuraminidase 1
Biological process (GO): ganglioside catabolic process; oligosaccharide catabolic process
Cellular component (GO): lysosome; cytoplasm; membrane
Molecular function (GO): exo-alpha-sialidase activity
Source: RefSeq, marked provisional